AUGCGAGGGGAAUUCAAUGGUUUGAAAGCUUUGAUAUUACAAGAGAAUGACAUGGCUUUUUAUGUACAUUGCUUUGCACACCAACUUCAAUUAGUAGUUGUGGAUGUAGCAAAGAAGUAUGAUGGUGUUAGUGACUUUUUUGAGCAAAUUUCGUUGGUGGUUAAUGUUGUUUGUGUCUCGUGUAAAAGAAAAUACUUACUACGAGAGCAAGCAAGAGAAAGGGUGCAAAAAGGCUCAUGUAGUGGUGAACUUGAAACCGGAAGAGGGUUAAAUCAAGAGACUACACUUGUUCGAGCGGGAGAAACAAGAUGGGGUUCACAUUUCAACACACUCACAAGUUUGAUGAAGUUGUUUGCGGAUGCUCUUGGAGUUUUAGAUUUUGUGAAAAAUGAGGGAGGGUCAUUGGCAAACCGUCAACAAGCAUAUGGAAUCUUAGCAUAUUUUAAAUCAUAUGAGUUCGUGUUUUACUUACAUAUGAUGUAUGGCAUUUUACACCUCACGGGUACAUUGUCAAUGCAACUUCAAAAAAAAAGAUCGAGACAUUUUAGAACCGGCUUCGAUGAUAUGGAAGAGUUGUAUAUUGGUGCGAGAAACAGUAGCACUACAAAGACAUAUAGGUUUCAUUUUGAGGUUGAAAUCUUCAACACGAUGGUAGAUAUGCAACUUACAGAAUAUCGGGAUCGAUUUAGUGAAACAAGCACCCAAUUAUUAGAAUACAUGGGUGCUUUGAGCCCUUGUGUUUCAUUUGUACAAUUUGAAAAAUCAAAGUUAUUGAAGUUGGACCUUGAAGAACAACUUGAGAUAUUUUAUCACUCUAGCAUCAAAGAUGAGCACUUCACUAGUUUGAAAGGAAUUUCCGACCUUUCUCUUAUGAUGGUUAGUACGGGGAAGCAUCGAUCUUAUCCUUUGGUUUAUAAGCUUUUAAAGUUAGCUUUGAUAUUACUCGUAGCGACCGCAAGUAUAGAAAGAUGUUUUUCGAAGAUGAAGCUCUUGAAGACCAACUUGCGUAACAAAAUUGGCGAUGAAUUUUUGAACGACACAUUGCUUUGUAAUGUCGAGACCGAAGCACUUGCGAAAGUUGAAAAUGAAAAAGUAAUUGAGCGGUUUCAAAAGAUGUCUGUACGAAGAGGACAAAUUUAA
Lactuca sativa (garden lettuce) is the source of this 1140-nucleotide messenger RNA. RefSeq lists its product as uncharacterized. Lineage: Eukaryota; Viridiplantae; Streptophyta; Magnoliopsida; Asterales; Asteraceae. The record is from RefSeq and is a predicted model, not a curated record. Gene Ontology annotation, molecular function: protein dimerization activity.